AUGUCUGCGAGCUUUGGUGGUGGUGGUGGUGGUGGCUUCAAGCCCUGGGCAUCACCAUCAGACAGGAACAGCAUCAUCGGCUUGUGUGUCGCACUCGCGUUUAUCACGGCGAUUUGUAGACUGGUUCGCAAUUCGAGGGCGGCAACGAAACCGCAGGCUAAUGCUGGUGCCGGAUCGCGAGAGAAGCCAGUUCCAGAUGGCCGGCUGACCAAGAUGGAGAUUGAGCCCUUGGAGGAAUUCGACUGGAAGACAACAGAGCCCGUCAGGUACCUGCCCAUCAAGCCGGUAUUCCACAUCACCAUGGCCCUUCAGCAAGACACGCCCUCCAAUCUCAUCACCAUCGACAGCGACUAUCUCGACAGAGUCACCCUUCGGCGCAGUCUCAUAGACGAAAAGGGUCACGCAGUCCAUGGAUGCCUGCCGCGAGGUAAGGAGGCCGUGACAGAACUAUACGCCUACCUCUUGCGAGACUACUUGCCCGCCCGAUAUCCCACAAUGUUCAGACUACGCCCCGACGGGACCAUGUUCGAAAACACUGUGACGGGUAAAACAUUUCCCACCCAAUCGCCAGACGAUGCAGACGCCGCGCUGCGAUCACUGGGUGAAACAGUCGAGGAGGAUCUGUUCCUCUUGCACGAGACCCCGAAUGGCCAUCUCUGCGUGGCAUUCAUGUGCUGUUUCCCUUCCGGCUUUGAUCCGUCCAAGAAGUUCGGCAACUUGCUCAAAGACAUACACGCUCCUGUCCCGGCCUACUCCAAGAUCGAAGCGAGCAUGGAGCGGUUCUUCAGCAAGCUUCAGGUCGGCAAAAGCGUGAAGCGGUUAAAUUGGUCCGUUCAAACCCACAACAACCUGUAUGCCCUUGAAAAUCACAUCAAAGACAACGCGGCGGAGGUUUCUCCGCAAGACACCGUGGAUAUAAACCAGACAUAUUUCCGAGUGGAGCUUCAAACCCUGACGCGGCUGCCCCGGACGCAAGCGGUUUUGUUCUCGUUCAAGACCUAUCUGUACGGCAUUCGACAAAUCAAGGAGCAAGGGUCGGGCCCGGAGCUGGCCGAUGCUAUUGAAGGCUUGCAGUCGGGAAACGCACCGGGUAUGUGGAGAUACAAAUCAGCAGUUCGAUGGGGAGAGCCGGUUUGCGACUAUCUGCGGUCAUGA
Messenger RNA from Metarhizium album ARSEF 1941, 1155 nucleotides. RefSeq lists its product as uncharacterized. The record is from RefSeq and is a predicted model, not a curated record. The coding region runs from base 1 to 1155 and encodes 384 amino acids. Lineage: Eukaryota; Fungi; Ascomycota; Sordariomycetes; Hypocreales; Clavicipitaceae. The transcript has 5 exons.